AUGUACCAACAACAAAAACCACAGCAACCACAACAACCACAAACACAACACGGAUUAGUAGCAGGUGUAACACAAUCAAAUGCAACAGAUUCUAUAGUUGCAACUAAUGUAUAUGAAUGCAGUUUGCAUGGUAUUCUAUCAACACCAUCAUCAACAUUUAUUCAAAGAGCAAAAGGAAUGAUGAGAUCCGAGCAUCCAGUAUCCUAUAAAGAAAUGAUCUAUAAAUCAACUGUACAGACACAGGGUCCAAGUUGGGCUGAAAAUUCAAUUUUGCCUUCAGAAAUACAUAUUAGAUACGAAAAAAAUAAUUUAUAUGUUAGAUAUAUUGGUGUACCUCAAAUCAAAGAUAAUAUAAAUGCAAUGAUUAGGAAUGUUGUGGAUGUCAGAUCUUCCGAAACUUUUUUUAUAUAUCUAGAUAAUUUAGGUUAUGUCAAGGAUUACGAAUAUUUUGUUGAUGGUUAUCAAUAUAGCACAUAUAAUUUAUCAUUGUUUUUAGUUAAUCAUAGAAGAGUUUUACCUGACGGAACAAAAGGAGAUAUUUUAAAUAAACACAGUAUGGUCGAGUUACAAUGUUUAUCAGGAGAAGAGGGUUUUGUAGCUGCUGCAGAAUAUUUAAACACAUAUGCAGAAUAUUUAUACCCAUUUGUAGAGUUAAUUAAAUUUGAUCAUAGAAAUUUAACUUUAGAUAAUGCCCAAAUUAAUAAUAAUUAUAAUAGAUAG
This is a messenger RNA of Dictyostelium purpureum, 720 nucleotides long. RefSeq lists its product as uncharacterized. The coding region runs from base 1 to 720 and encodes 239 amino acids. The transcript is spliced from 3 exons. Gene Ontology annotation, molecular function: transcription coregulator activity. NCBI's taxonomy places the organism in Eukaryota, Evosea, Eumycetozoa, Dictyosteliales, Dictyosteliaceae. The record is from RefSeq and is a predicted model, not a curated record. Gene Ontology annotation, biological process: regulation of transcription by RNA polymerase II; termination of RNA polymerase II transcription. Gene Ontology annotation, cellular component: core mediator complex; mediator complex.